Molecule: messenger RNA, 2206 nt
Organism: Dissoconium aciculare CBS 342.82
Lineage: Eukaryota; Fungi; Ascomycota; Dothideomycetes; Mycosphaerellales; Dissoconiaceae
Exons: 1
Coding region: 365-1951 (528 amino acids)
Molecular function (GO): protein binding
Source: RefSeq, a predicted model, not a curated record
AUCUAGCCCCAAGAUGUGGUCAGGACGUGAGCAGGCCAUGCCGCCUUUGGCAAAUCGUACGCAGAGUGAAGAAAGCCCGAGGCACAGAAACUUUUACACCGACAGAAGUGGACUGCUAGUCAGACGCACGCUUAGGGACGACGGCGACGCUGUCCUGCAUAAUGACUAUCUUGCGCAGGGAUUUCCAAGGGCUUUUAGAAGCCAUUCAUGCAGGCGGAGAGGUUCGUUGGGCGACUAGGCGCAUCUCGGUUGGCCUCCCAGUAGCUACAAUCGAGAAGGAUCAAGGUCGCAACGCUCCAGGGCUAGCCAAGAAUUUCAACAAUGAUACAGAUCAUCGCCAUCAUACACAGCUUGCCCUGUUUCAAUGAGCAAACACUUCGAACACUGCAACGUACACUAUACCCCACAGGCCACAGCGCUCAACCGUCCUUAUACUUCCGCUUCCUUUAGGCCUCUCCCCACGUUCAAGCAAAUGGCGGAGCCCAGCCUGGAAAAAGUGCCCAAUGAGCUUUUUGAUUGGAUCUUGCAAAGUAUCGCCAUUGAUGAUAUCUGUAAUCUGCGGCUCGCCAGCCGCACUUUGAACGCCCGGGCAACGCAAGAGACCUUCUUCUCCCAUUUCCGGAGCAUUCGAUUACAUGUUAAGAAGCACACUCUUGAAUCAUUCGCAGCUAUGACACAGGGACCGCUGGGACAAAUCAUCGAGGGCAUCACUAUUGUCGGAUUCGUGUAUGAUUACGAAGGACUCGAGAACAUCCUUGAGUCGGGCGAGCGAUGGGAAGAACCGGAAGGAGACGGGACGGGUACACCACGAAUUCGGGAAUAUACUGACGACGAGCUGGAUCGUAUCGAAGAAGACCUUGCGACUUUACAGCGACAGCAGGCCGAGUGCCAAGACAUGUACGAUAAUGGCUACAGUAUUGCGCUCUUGCGACAAGCUUUUACAAAUAUCGCCCGACAUGCGCAGCAUAAGUUUCGGGGUCUAACGCUCGAGGUCGCUGUCCAUCAUGAAUCUACAACAGACUACGUUAUUCCCCGCGACGCGGAUCACACUGCAAUCAGAUUAUUCCUGGAGAUGGCAUCAAAUGUCUUCUCGCUAGUGUCGUCCGCGAUUAGUGAUACCCAGCUGUCCCUCGAUCAGCUCGUUGUCUUUGGCAACGUACCAGCAUCGAUGAUCUGUGGCGUGCCGUGCGAGACAUUGAGCAAAUAUCAAUGGACUGCACCAGCAUAUGCCCAGUUCACUACAAAUCUCAAGAGUUUGACGCUCAAAUUCUCAGAUAGGGUCCUUGACCGUAGGAACAUGGACGACGAGGCUAUGAAAAUUGUUCUCGCCGAGGAUGCGAAUUCUUCCGGGCUUCGGGAUCUGCUUGCUUCGUUGAUCAACUUGGAAGAGCUCCAUGUAUCACGAUAUGCGCUCUUUGCAGGGGAAAGGCUUAGUUAUGAUGAGUCAGAAGAUCACGAUCCUCUACACGGAUCCCACCGAGCGGUACAACGGCGCCAAGUCCACGCAAUCUUACAAGCAAGGAUGGCCCGUCUUCGCACCCUAAAGCUCGGUGGAAUGAAUCUAGACGUCAGUGACCUCGAAGCGUUUCUCCGGGCUCACCGCGACUCGCUGCGCACCAUUUCUUUCGACAACAUCGGUCUUCGAGAUGGCCCUGUAAUUCCCCUGCUAGAACUAUUAGCUAGCGAGAUUCCCGGCUUGCUGGAUAUCAGCAUGCAAGACAUGGAUGAUGACGACGACAAUGAGAUGCGUUUCGAGGGAGAACCGGAGCAAUCGUGUACAAGGAUUAGUGGAGCCAAGCAAGGUCGAAACGCCAUCCAUCGAUGGGGCGAGGACGCCAAAAAGGUGAUUACUUUCUACCGCUGGGGGGGACCUAUUGGUUCAUCAUAUGAUGUAAUACAGGCAAGGACACACCGCGCGCAUCAAUACGGUGGUGGUAGAAGAAUACAUUGAGCUGCCAGUGUGCUACCGGGGAGGUACAGUCGAGUCACAUGUGAUCCGAAGGUGGAUCAGGCUCUCGCACGAUAUUCAUAUGAAGAGAAAGCAUGGAAAGUCUUUGGCGUGAAGCAGAAUGACAUCCGGUGUCUCCGUGCAUGCGAUCUAAUUAUGGAGAUUUGAUACUGCAACAUUCACAUCUCACAAGAGAGCUCUCCAAGACGAGGAACUCACCGAUGACUACAUCACAUCGCUCCUAAGGUGCGUUGUAGA